Diuraphis noxia (Russian wheat aphid) is the source of this 1159-nucleotide messenger RNA. RefSeq names its product la protein homolog. Gene Ontology annotation, molecular function: mRNA binding. Lineage: Eukaryota; Metazoa; Arthropoda; Insecta; Hemiptera; Aphididae. Gene Ontology annotation, cellular component: cytosol; cytoplasmic stress granule; nucleus. Gene Ontology annotation, biological process: positive regulation of translation; tRNA processing. The record is from RefSeq and is a predicted model, not a curated record.
GGUCCGUUCAGUUCAUUUUUCUGUUCCAAAAUGCGACUAUGAGGAGGUGAUUGCKGACUCUCGAACACAUCAUAUUAUUUUUAUUUGAAAAGUGACAAAAUAUGUUCUUGUUGUCGAUUAUUAUUAUUAUUUUCACGUCGUACAAGACGUCUAUUGUCGCCGUACAGUUAAUUUGUAGUGCAUAGAGUUUGCCUUUACAUAUACCGCGGUUACCCACGCUGCAAUAUCUAGGUAUAUUCAAUCGCCUGCAAUAUCGUAUUUUUGGUUUGCAAGGAGUCAACACGAGGGUCCUGUCAUCGAAACAAUAACCGAACAAUCGCCGCCACUAUAUGACGUCAACAUCCUCAUUCAAACAGGUCACCGGAGUCUGGGGACAUGGAUGUACCGGAAACGCGAACCGCGAUUCUCGAAUCGUCAAGCAACUCGAGUUCUACUUCAGCGACACCAAUUUGCCGUACGACAAGUUCCUGGAGGCUUGGAUCGGGCUUGACGACGGCUGGGUGCCGAUCAGCGUGCUCUUGACAUUAAAAAUGCUGAAGUCCAUCACCAGGGACCCGGCAGCGAUCGCUUCCGCCGUCAGGCACGCUGCCGUCGAYAGCAUCGUGGAAGUAGACGACACGGACGUAAAGAUCAGACGCAAACCGGAAAUCGUCGCGCCCGAGCCCGAUAGUGGUCUGUYCAAGGAGAUCGUACAACGGUCGAUCUAUUGCAGCGGUUUCCCGAGGACGGUCACAGUCGACGAACUUUUGGCGUUCGCCGAGACUUUCGGCGACAACGUCAUCACGAAAACCACAAUUAUGCGGUUAAAGUCCAAAGAGUUUAUUKGUUCGUUGUACUUUACGUUCAGCUCCAAAGACGAGGCGGAUAAGUUUUUGGCGAAAAAGUCUGUAAAGUUCAACGGUGUUGAAAUAGAGCGUAUGUGUGAUUUGUUAGGAAAUUUCAAAACUCAGUUUUACAGUCCAUUUAAUUACUAGUAAAAUGUCUUAUGUCCCGGYGUACACACCGAACACAUAGGUACCUAUUAUACCCAUUAGAAAGGUUUAUAUUUAGUCUGUUUAGAUGCUUUAAUUUUAUUUAUUUUUUAAUUAAUUUGCUUUGUCUACUAGAGAAACGGACGCAGACAGUCUGUUAUUUUACUUUUAUUAUUUUUCAUCUGCAU